GCCGGAGGACCUACAAAUGCCUAGAGAAGUGUUUUCUCUAGGAAGGUCUAGGUUCUCCAGCCCCACGUUAUGGUCAGCCUCUGGCAGAGUUUCGCUGGAGGGCCUAGAGAAUCCUAGAGAGAACAUAUUAAUAAAAACGGCAAAUAAUUAAAUCCACAAAAGUCAAAGCCACAAAUGUGGAGGGCCAACUGUAUAGCCAAAGGUAGAGUAUUGUUGACACUCUCAUUAAUACUGUCGAACAUAGAAGAUUUACCACAAUAUGGAUUGUGGUAAACCGCUUCUUAGAAAAGUUUAUCUCAUUUUGGAAGGUAUAAUAUUUCAUAACCGUUUUUUAAAAACUUUUCUAGAAUGUCUAAUUUAUAUAUUUACGUCUUGAACUAACAGUGUGUGAACAAGGGGAACAAUUUUUUUCUGGAUCUUUGCAUCUCUUGAAGGCAAAAAGAUAUAAGCAAUUCAUAGUUUGAAUUUGCAAUUUAAUUUUUAAAACUUUUUUUCUAGCUCUUAUGGAAGCAAAAUCUGUAAGUAGAAGAUAUGAAACAAGGAGAAGCAGCAGAGCAGAAAAAUCAGUAGCCAAAUCUCGGGUUGACUGGCAUCGGACUAGGAGAAGCAAUACACUACUUGAUAGUGAAGAAGAUGAUGAUACAGUUACAUCAGAAGAAGAAGAAGAACUUGAAACGAGUUCAGAAGAUGAUGUGGUUGGAAAAGAAAACAAUGAAUCUCUUUUUAAUAAGAGUAAAGAUGAAAAUCUGGAUCCUGCAGGUAGCCCUCCAGAUGUUGACAGAGGUUGCAAUGGCAUAGCCACAGAAGACACUGAAGAAGAAAGCAUCAACAUUGGAAAGCGUAAGAGAGUUCGAACAUCUGUCAUGUAUGACAGUGAUGAAAGUGAUGACAGUGAUAUUGUUAGGAAAGUUAAUGCUAAGUGCAGCUGCAUAACAGAUGAGGAAGACUUGUCUGUUGGCCAGGAGCUAAACAUGUCACCUGCAAAAGAAGCAUCAGACCAAAAACAGAAAAGGCUAAUGAAGCUGCAGGAACUGUCCCAAAGACGAUCUACUCAGACUUCUAGCACUGGUGACUAUUAUAAGGAUAAUGAAGAUGACGUAGUAACAUUAGAUGAUUCUUACAAUUCACCCCUCUCAGAAGCUGAAAUCAGUGACACAUCAGAUGAUGACAGCAUGAAAGAUUUCAUCGUGGAGGAGGAAGAAGAGGGGGACAAUUUGGAACCGGAAAACUCUGAAAAUGAAAGUCAGCCACAAGAGAGAGAGCAAUUUAUGCCAAGGCUGUUGUUGGAAAGGCAUCUCCCAAACUUGCCUCGUGUUGAUCCCUCUGUCCAUUUCCAGAGAGUUGUAAAGUCUUUUCUGAUCAAUGCAAUUGAUAAUACUUUUUUGAUUUCAUUAUAUGAGGGGGAAAGACAGAAGAGCUAUGAAAAAGAUAUGCUGACUUCACUUCAUUACUUGGAUGACCGUUUUGUUCAACCUCGCCUUGAAAAUUUACUUGCUAGAAGUCGCUGGAAAGAACGCUAUAAGGAACGAGUGGAUAGUUAUUCUGCUAUUUGCAUAAAUAUGGGAAACCCAGUGAAACGUUCUUGUCAAGCCUGUGAACUGCAGAGGUACUGUAAAUUUACAGUAAUUCUGUCAGGAAAAUCAUACAAUAGUGAAACAUUGGAAGUAGAUGACUUCAUGUCGCAUGAUAAACAGGCAUUGAAGAUCGGAACUACAUGUGCAAACCGAACCUAUGUUUAUCAUAAUUUGAAGCAUUUUAAAUACAAGUUAUAUCAGGAUUGCUUUUUGGUUAUGAAAAAUGAUGGCCUUCAGGAUGAGCCAGUUGAAGAUUCUGUGAACAGAAUUUUCAGGGAGUUGGAGGAAGAUGGCUGGAUUGAUAAGCAAUACAAAGCUCUACAAGAAUAUAUGGACAGUGCAGAUUACUUCCAAGAUGAAAAAAUGGACUGAAAGUGCUUGGAUUUAUUCUUUGAAAACGGAUUUUAAAAGCAUAUACAGAUGUGCUUCCUCUAAACUGGUGACAGAAUUUGAAGAUCAUCUUGCAUUCUAGCUACUUUUUUUCAUUCCAGGGUUUAAUAAUAUAUCUUCUUGUUGUUAUUAUGGACACUACUGUUUGUUUCUUUUCAUAGUUCAUUUUAAUUAUCAUAAUAAUUAUUUAAAUAAUUUUUAUAGUGGAAAUAAUUUCUUUUCUGCUCUUGAGUGCCAUGUAGCUCAACUUAAUGGUCUGGAAAAAAAUCAGGGUGUUAAUUCAGGAAAUGAAUUUUUCAGUACUGUGAUACUCAGGUGGAUUGUGCCAACAUGUGAGAUAUACUUGGCUUCAGUUCUUUUUGGAAAAGGAAAUAUCUAUCUAGUGAAAGUCCACAGACUGUGGUCCAGAACACACUAUAGAAAUAAUCCAGUUCAAGACCGCUUUAACUGCCCUGGCUCAGUGCUAGGGAAUCCUGGGAAUUGUAGUUUAUUGUGGCAAUAGAGUUCUCUGACAGAAGCUAAAUGUCUCAUAAAAUUACAGUUCUCGGGAUUCCCUACCAUUGAGCCAGGGCAGUUAAAGUAGUCUCGAACUGGAUUAUUUCUUCAGUGUGUUUUGGACAGUAAGUGUUGUUUAUCCAUCAUAAUACCUAAAAGCUGGAUACAUGGCAGUAACAAAUGACCUCUCCAAAAACAGCAGGCUAUCAUUGUUUAUGUGUCCUUGUGGCACAAAAUUCAUGGACUUGUACUGUAUUUAGCCAGCACAGUUGACUGAAAGCUAGAACUUUGCUAGCAUCCCCUAAAGCAAAGGAGAAGAGCAGCAUUCAUUCAGACUGAGUGUGGCACUGAAUUGUCCUAAAACACAACAAAUCCUAUUAUGUCCUUUAUGUAGAAUUUGGAAGAGAAGAAGCUUUACAGUUCUUUAUGAUUUGUAUAGAGGCUGCUGUUAGGUAUCUGAUAACUUCCAUGUUGGACUGUUUCUUAGAGACUUCUAUGGAUGUUCACUGCAUCAGUAAUGGAUUCAAGAUUAAGAAAGACUGUUGACUAAUGGGGAUUGUCAUAAAACACUGCAGUAUAGAGUACUCAUAUUUAGGGAUCUAGCCAGCCCCACAUGUUCUCUAUCAGGCUACUCAGUUCCAUUCUAUUUCCUGCUUCAGGUUUCUGGGCUCGACUGUAAAAGUCAAGCAGUGUUCAUUGAGAAUUCUUGGUCCUCAUUGUCUACCCCCACUUUAAGAUUUUCCCAUCAGACCUUUUUAUGCUUCUGCCAACUUUGGGGCUCUUCCAAACAUGCUAAUAACCUCUGCCCUGUGCUUGAAUUGUGCCAUUUUUGCUAUAUAAGGAAGUUGGCAGUUGGAGAAAUUAUUUUCCUUUUAUUAGAUAUGAUGACUCAACUAAUUUUGAGAAGCAGAAUAUUGUGUCUUUUAGGGAAUUUCAGAGUUCACAUACAGGAAGAGUGUAAUGGCUUACAGAUUACAGUAGUAAUUCUGAUCAGUUGUUCUGAUCCAGGUAAGCUGUUCUUAGGCUUAUGCUUGACAUCCCCAAACCACCAUACUUCUUGAAUGUAUUGCUGUUGCUCUGAUAAUUAGGCUGUGGCAGGAAAGUGGGGUUAGAAGGCAAGACUAAGACAACAGGGCCAGCAUUACAAUUGGAGAGGCAAUCUGCAUGUAUAACUCUUAGUAUGUUAAGAUUUGUUGUGACAAAUACAAAUAAAAACUGUGUGAAA
Molecule: messenger RNA, 3684 nt
Organism: Sceloporus undulatus (fence lizard)
Lineage: Eukaryota; Metazoa; Chordata; Lepidosauria; Squamata; Phrynosomatidae
Gene: CCDC82
Product: coiled-coil domain containing 82
Exons: 7
Coding region: 504-1946 (480 amino acids)
Cellular component (GO): nucleus
Source: RefSeq, a predicted model, not a curated record